This is a messenger RNA of Lithohypha guttulata, 1326 nucleotides long. RefSeq lists its product as uncharacterized. The transcript is spliced from 2 exons. Lineage: Eukaryota; Fungi; Ascomycota; Eurotiomycetes; Chaetothyriales; Trichomeriaceae. The record is from RefSeq and is a predicted model, not a curated record. Bases 1 to 1326 code for a protein of 441 amino acids.
AUGCGCAGGAACCCUGAGCACGACAAGGAGCGUGUAAGUGCCUCAGGCAUCAUCAGUGGACCACAUUUAUCACUCAGCACAACUUCCUGGUACCUGGCAGGCUUCGAAACUCAAUCCGGCAUCCUCACGUUCUCGGAUCUACAAUUCCUGAGCAGCACCUUCAAUGAUGUUGCCUCCCAGACCUGCCCACAAUGGGUGGAAUCAAUGCUUGAGGCGGCACUGGCUAAUUCUACGACCUGGCCAGGCAUACAACUGACACUAUCCUCGCCGUACUGCGGGCUCGACUGCACAACAAGUGUCCAAUCUAAAGCCGACAGGUUUGCCGACGAACCAGCUCUUCUCGACGACACCCCUUGGCGAAUUGCAAGUAUCACAAAGACCUUCACGGCCGUGGCUAUCUUGAAGCUCGUGGAGCGGGGACAGCUGGAUCUGCAUGCCCCUGCUGUGCAGUACCUUCCUGAUUGGGCCGUUCAGCUGCUUGAGCAAUCACAAGGUGUCAUUAAUGCUAGUCAGAUCACAACUUGGCAGCUGCUGCAUCAUACAAGUGGGCUAGGUGAUUUCGCCUCUGAUCCACGAUGGAUGCAAGAAGUUCUGAAUAGCCCACAGCAUGUAUGGACACAACGAAAUUUGUUCGAAUGGUCUACAGCCAAUUCAACAUCUGUCGGAUAUCCUGGAGAAGUCUUUCACUAUAGCGACACAGGCUAUACUUUGCUUGGCCUGAUAUUGGAGGUUGUGACAGAGACUGAUCUCGCAGCUGCGGUUCAUAGGUUGACUGGACUCGACGACCUUGGCAUGCUGUCCACAUGGUGGGAACUCCUGGAGCCACAGCCCAAGGAUUCUUUGCAACGUGCAGGGCAGUAUUACAAUACCAUUGAUGUGACACACUACAAUCCGACCUUUGAUUUAUACGCAGCAGGUGGUUUAGCGAGCAAUUCCAAGGACUUGAACCGUUUCGGACGAGCACUAUUUGAAGGUCGACUGCUGGAUGAGAAAGUCAUGCAGCUCAUGUACUCCUUGGAACCAUCCAGGUUUUACGGGUGUGGGGUUGCAAAUUACUCUUUCGCCAGCCAACAAGCUUGGGGUCACACUGGCUUUUGGCAUAGUUGCUUGUUUUGGGUCCCGUCUCUCGAUCUGGCGAUCUCGGGUACAGGCAAUCAGGCUGCUGGUAACCCAUUUGAUAUCGACAAGCUGGUCCAGAACGUCAUCGAUUAUGGCUGUAAUCCGAUGGAGGUUGCGAGGCAAGGUUUGGAUUCACAUGGAGGCGAAAAGGUUGCGAUCGACCUUAUGAGGUCGACGAUGCAUGUGUCACAACUUAUCAUGGACUGA